AGGCGAGUGAGCGACAGUGAGGGAGUGAAAGAGUGAGGUAGUUAGUAAAAUCGGUGAAGCAGCGAGUUUGAGGAGGAAGCAGGUCUGAUACGGUGACACGAGUUCAGCCUUCUACACUAAACACCAGAACACCUCCAUAUAAAUACACCCACACUGCAUGCUGACUUUACUGACUAUACUGAAAUGCAAGAGGAUUGCAAAAUCUUUAGAAGAUUACGCUGGAAUACCGUAGCAGUCUGCACUUAUUCGUUUUUUUUUUUUUGGUUAAUAUUACAUGUCUAGAGUCGCGUAAUACAACUGGACAUAAAUCAAGUUUACAAUGUGUCUUUGGAUGACAGUUUUAAUUAAAUCGGUGGAGCUGGAUGUUUUCGUCUAAAAUUACUUCCCCUUUGUGACCGCUGUGUGAGCUUGCUUUCUUUUUAAUCUACUUCAAGGACAUCUUGAGUGAGACGCGAGAUUCUGGCUUUUAAAAUUUAAAAAGCUUUUUAAAGAAGUCAGUUGCGUCGCUUAUCGAGACAGGAUGAUGAACAUUAGCAGUGCUGGUACUAGUGGUAUUACUAGCAACUGCAUUUAUGCAAGCCGUAAAAGGCGAAAGCCAGUGCAGAAAAGUGCAAAGCCAUCACUUCCUGAAGCCAAGUCCAACCCAUCCAAGAGGCAUCGAGAUCGGUUGAAUACAGAGCUUGAGCGGCUGGCCAGCCUUCUGCCCUUCCCCCAGGAUGUUAUCUCCAAACUGGACAAACUCUCAGUACUGCGACUGAGUGUCAGUUACCUGAGAGCCAAAAGCUUCUUCAGUGCAUCUGUAAACUCUAACAGCUGCAAAAGACCUGCUGGAAAUGGACUCCAUGACAUUAAUAAACUUCCUUGCGAUGAACUGCUGGAGGGAGAACUCCUAUUACAGGUCCUGAAUGGAUUUGUGCUUGUGGUUACUGCUGAUGGGUUAGUCUUUUAUGUUUCAUCUACUCUUCAGGACUACCUUGGAUUUAAUCAAUCAGAUGUCAUCCACCAGAAUGUUUACGAACUCAUCCAUACAGAAGACAGAGCAGAAUUUCAGCGCCAGCUUCACUGGGCCCUGAACCCAGGCCCUCCACAUGACUCAGACAAGAUUGUACCAGCUGCAGACAAUGGACUUUCCUUACCCGUCACCUACUACAGCCCAGAGAAGCUUCCUCCAGAGAAUUCUGCGUUUUUAGAAAGAAACUUUGUCUGCAGGUUAAGAUGUCUUCUGGACAACUCCUCUGGUUUUCUUGCCCUGAACUUCCAAGGUCGUUUGAAGUUUUUGCAUGGACAGAACAUGAAGUCCAAAGAUGGUUCCACAAUCCCUCCUCAGCUGGCCCUGUUUGUGGUGGCUACUCCCCUGCAACUCCCAUCCAUCCUCGAGAUCCGUACCAGAAACUUUAUCUUCAGAACGAAGCACAAGCUGGACUUUACGCCUACAGCUUGCGAUGCCAAAGGAAAGAUUGUGCUGGGUUACACGGAGGCCGAGCUGUGCUAUCGUGGAACAGGAUAUCAGUUUAUUCAUGCAGCUGAUAUGUUGUAUUGUGCUGAGAACCACAUACGAAUGAUCAAGACCGGAGAGAGUGGCAUGACAGUGUUCAGACUCCUUACCAAACAGAACCGAUGGGCCUGGGUUCAGGCAAACGCACGCCUGGUGUACAAAAAUGGAAAGCCAGACUAUAUUAUUGCCACCCAAAGAGCUCUUUCGGAUAACGAGGGGUUAGAAAACUUACGUAAACGGAAUCUAAAGUUGCCUUUUAGUUUUGCUACUGGGGAGGCUGUACUGUAUGAGACAACUUUCCCACUGGCUAUGACUGAUCCGAUGCAUGCCAAGGCCAAAAGCACAUCAGCCACAGCAGCUUCCUCCAAAGCAAGAGAUCAAGAGUCCUUGGAUCCUAACUCACUCCUGGGUGCCAUAUUGAAACAAGAUGAAUCUGUCUAUGUCUGUGCUCCAGCACAAAACAAAAUGUCUUUUGAGACUGGCCCAUUUAGUGACACCAAAGAUGACUUGAACGAUAUUAUGUCGAGUGACUGGCAAGAUAACAUUUUGCCAGUGACACAAAACAAUGCUUUCAGAGAAGAGGAAAGUGAGUGUACUUUGGAUGGCAGAAACAAUGAGUUGUUUAACUUCAUGAAAAACCUUGGGAUCAGUAUGGAAGACCUGGAACUUAUUCAGCAAGAUGAAGAGUUUCUGAAAGUCGAGUGGGAUGACCCUGGAGACAUCACCAAUGUGGCAGAUGACAUCCUAAACUAUGUCCAGGAAUCGCUGAAGAAGAGAUCGGACUGUAUGUUCUCCAGUUGCACUCUUCAAAAGCCAUUGGCACAGAGCCCAAGCAGCAUGCUUCAGCAACAGCAGCUUCAUCCACAGCUGCACCCAGAACAGCAGCAGCAGCAGCUAUAUUCACAGCAGCCUCAACAACAGAACCCACAACAGCAGCAGCUCUGUCAAAAAAUGCAACACAUGCAGGUCAAUGGAAUAGACACACCUUGGGCCCCUGUCAGUGUACUGCCUGCAAACUGUCAACAACAACCCCAGCUGCUACAGCAGCAGGCACCACAGCAGUACAGGUACUUUGGUCUGGAGGGCACUGCCCAAGAUUUUCUGUACAAAACCGAGCUAAACACAGUUCAGCAAGCCUGCACGCUGGAUCGUAUGCCUUCUGCAGUAUCUCAACAUCAUCAGUCACUUAACAUGACAGACAUGAACUAUCCAGUCAAUGACUUUAACACACUGGAAUUGGAGAAUUUCCUGGAGAGUUUACAGCCAAUUCCAGAGAUUCAGAAAUGUGGAAUAAGCCCUCAGGAUGGCGUGAUUACUUCGCAGACCUAUUACACGGGUGCUGUGUCUAUGUAUCUACCAGAAACUCAAUCUACUUGUAUGAAUCAAGUAAAUCAGAUGAAUCAAUUGUUGUUUAAUCCAGGGACCUCACAGCAGCAGACAUUCUUACCCAAGUUCCAAAAUGGAUACAAUGAAGCCUACCCAGAGUCCUACAGCUUGAUGGACUGCACUCAGCCUAAACAACCUCUUCACCAUCAGGACCCAACAUCCGGUGGCUUUCCAUAACUACAAACCCUCAUACCAUGCCUGAUGGGUUAUUUUUGCUUGCAUGAGUGCUGCCUUCUGAAGGAUAGCUUAUUAUGUGAAGAAUCUGAACUGGCAAAGUGGCUUGAUAAGGAGAAUUAAGGCUGGUUACACUGUGCAGGAUUUUAAUCCAAAACUUUUGGGGUUUUUUUGAGGAGAAGGAUCGCUUUUGAUUUCUUGCACUAAAAGUGCAUAAUCUAAACAAAGACAUCUAAGAAACACAUUUCGUUGUUAUAAACUAUGUUCUUUGCUUUCAAGAUAAAUUUGGGAAUAUAAGAUAAGGCACAUGGUAGGUAGUAGCUGGAAUAGAAAUACAAUGCACUAGAUGAAAAUUGUGACCCCAAUAGAUUUUACUGCACUAAGUUUUUCUGUGGAAAUAGGUGCUGUUUAAUCAAGAUGUAUAUCUUUGGUUGAAGUAUUGUAUGUCCAGUAGUUACAAACAGAAGGUCUAGACUAAAUAGGUCUUCUGUUAAUCAUAAGGGGGCUAUUAAUGGAGGUUUUAUUUAAGUGUGACUUUUAAUAAAAUAUCCCAAACAAACUACAAAAUAAAACUCUAUUUAUUCCUCAAAUCAGGUCAUUGUAAAUCCACACUAUUUAAUUCCACCUUAUGAUACUAACCUGUGAAUUAUUUCCUCAUAGACAGCUACAAUAUUGCAUUUUUUUAAUGGCAAUAGUAACAGAUGCUUGUGGAUCAUGUAUUGGUUAAUUUUGUCAAGAUUAUUGUCUAAUUUGACAGUGUAAUGCAUUUUAAGUAAAUGUAAGUGGUAAUUUUAAUAGGCAUUUUUAUGUCUGAAUUAGUAGCUUUUUUUUUCAAAUGUUUAAAUCAUGUGCCUUAUCUUAUUAGAGAACAGAUUAACUGUUUUUGUCUAAAAUUCUAUGCAAUAAUUUUUCAGCGCUUUCAAAAAGCAAAAACUGCAGUUAAAGUUCAAUGAUUCCUAAACAUGUUAGCAUGUCUGCAUGAGGUUUUUUUAUUUGUUUGUUUUUUUCAUUAAAAAAAGAAAAUUGUGUGGAAUUUAUCUUGUAGGAAAUUUCCAAAAAAAAAUGUAAACAAAUUUCUAUUUCUUUUAGCACUUUUUGAAUUUAAAGUAUUUUUUUUUUUUUUAGUUUUAGAAAUAGCAAAAUUGAACGUUACUUUUGUAUCGCACUCUUAAGGGAGAGAAAUCUGAAUUAACAGGGUGAGCUUUUAUUUUAGCCUUUCGAUCCCAUUGUGUCCUUCCAACCCUUUUCUACUGUAAGCCAGCUGUUGACUUCAGUGUUGUAGAAAAGAAUAUAGUUACAGGGGCAUCCUCUGAACCGUACAAGUCCAGUGUCCAUAGGCGUUGUGGAUCGUAACAGAUUCAACAGGGCAAAUGUUUAUGGUACAUGAUACCAAUAUCUAUGGCUUUGUCCUAUUGAACUUGCUCAGACAAAACCUUCAGUUGUAUUAAACAUAUACAAUAUUAAUUGGGGGAAAAAAGUUUUUUUUUGUUUUUUUUUAUAUAUAUAAAUUUCAUACAACUUCAUCUGUGUUUUAAAUGAACAUCAAAUAUUUGCUAUGUUGUUGUAAUUUUUAGUCUUUGUACCAUAUUAUGUAUAUGUAAUUAAUAGUUUUAUUUGUCUUUUUUGUAAUAUAAUUAUUACUUCAUAAACACAUUUAAUGAAUGGAUUUGUAAACUGCCA
Molecule: messenger RNA, 4735 nt
Organism: Polyodon spathula (Mississippi paddlefish)
Lineage: Eukaryota; Metazoa; Chordata; Actinopteri; Acipenseriformes; Polyodontidae
Product: aryl hydrocarbon receptor-like
Exons: 11
Coding region: 521-3058 (845 amino acids)
Biological process (GO): regulation of transcription by RNA polymerase II
Cellular component (GO): aryl hydrocarbon receptor complex; nucleus
Molecular function (GO): protein dimerization activity; transcription cis-regulatory region binding; nuclear receptor activity
Source: RefSeq, a predicted model, not a curated record